This is a messenger RNA of Sciurus carolinensis (gray squirrel), 2235 nucleotides long. It is a transcript of the gene Ptpn6, whose product is annotated as protein tyrosine phosphatase non-receptor type 6. The record is from RefSeq and is a predicted model, not a curated record. Gene Ontology annotation, biological process: protein dephosphorylation. The transcript is spliced from 16 exons. Gene Ontology annotation, molecular function: protein tyrosine phosphatase activity. Lineage: Eukaryota; Metazoa; Chordata; Mammalia; Rodentia; Sciuridae. Bases 222 to 2015 code for a protein of 597 amino acids.
GGGCGGUCUCAGACCAGCUCCGCCCCACCUGUCCUUUCCCCGGAGACCAUUAGUUCAGGGGCUUGUCCUUUCAGUGCCAUUGGCCUGGCGGGCUGGAUCGAGGAGGAAGUGGCUGAGAUCAGGCGUGUUCUUCCUUCCUGGACCACUGUGCACUACUGUGCCAGUGGCUCCUCCCCAUCCCCGUGACCCUCUGCCUGUGACUCCCCCAUCCUUCCAAGGAGAUGCUGUCCCGUGGGUGGUUUCACCGAGACCUCAGUGGGCUGGAUGCAGAGACGCUGCUUAAGGGCCGAGGAGUCCAUGGGAGCUUCUUGGCUCGGCCCAGUCGCAAGAACCAGGGAGACUUCUCUCUCUCUGUCAGGGUGGGAGAUCAGGUGACCCAUAUCCGGAUCCAGAACUCAGGGGAUUUCUACGACCUGUAUGGAGGGGAGAAGUUUGCAACGCUGACUGAGUUGGUGGAAUACUACACCCAUCAGCAGGGUGUCCUGCAGGACCGUGAUGGCACCAUCAUCCACCUCAAGUACCCCCUUAACUGCUCCGACCCCACCAGUGAAAGGUGGUACCAUGGCCACAUGUCUGGAGGACAGGCAGAAGCACUGCUGCAGGCCAAGGGUGAGCCCUGGACAUUUCUUGUGCGUGAGAGUCUCAGCCAGCCUGGUGAUUUUGUGCUGUCUGUGCUCAGCGACCAGCCCAAGGCCGGCCCGGGCUCCCCACUCAGGGUCACUCACAUCAAGGUCAUGUGUGAGGGUGGACGCUUCACGGUGGGUGGUUCGGAGACCUUUGACAGCCUGACAGACCUGGUGGAACAUUUCAAAAAAACAGGAAUUGAGGAGGCCUCGGGGGCUUUCGUCUACCUGCGGCAGCCUUACUAUGCCACUCGGGUGAAUGCAGCUGACAUUGAGAACCGGGUCUUGGAACUGAAUAAGAAGCAGGACUCAGAGGACACAGCCAAGGCUGGCUUCUGGGAGGAGUUUGAGAGUUUACAGAAGCAGGAGGUGAAGAACUUGCACCAGCGGCUGGAAGGGCAGCGACCAGAGAAUAAGAGCAAGAACCGAUACAAGAACAUUCUCCCCUUUGACCACAGCCGAGUGAUCUUGCAGGGACGGGACAGUAACAUCCCUGGGUCAGACUACAUCAAUGCCAACUAUGUCAAGAAUCAGCUGCUGAGCCCUGAUGAGAACUCUAAGGCCUACAUUGCCAGCCAGGGCUGUCUGGAGUCCACAGUCAAUGACUUCUGGCAGAUGGUAUGGCAGGAAAACACACGCGUCAUCGUCAUGACCACCCGAGAGGUGGAGAAAGGCCGGAGCAAAUGUGUUCCCUACUGGCCAGAGGUAGGCACUCAGCGUGUCUAUGGACUCUACUCUGUGGUCAAUUGCAGAGAGCACGACACAACAGAAUAUAAACUCCGUACUUUACAGGUCUCCCCACUGGACAAUGGGGACCUGGUUCGGGAGAUCUGGCACUACCAGUACCUGAGCUGGCCUGACCAUGGGGUCCCCAGUGAGCCUGGGGGUGUCCUCAGCUUCCUGGACCAGAUCAACCAGCGGCAGGAAAGUCUGCCUCAUGCAGGGCCCAUCAUUGUGCAUUGCAGUGCAGGCAUCGGCCGCACAGGCACCAUCAUUGUCAUCGACAUGCUCAUGGAGAGCAUCUCCACCAAGGGUCUGGACUGUGACAUUGACAUCCAGAAGACAAUCCAGAUGGUGCGGGCACAGCGCUCAGGCAUGGUGCAGACGGAGGCGCAGUACAAGUUCAUCUAUGUGGCCAUUGCCCAGUUCAUUGAAACCACCAAGAAGAAGCUGGAAGUCAUGCAGUCUCAGAAGGGCCAGGAGUCAGAAUAUGGGAACAUCACCUAUCCCCCAGCCAUGAGGAGUGCCCACGUCAAGGCUUCCCGUACUUCCUCCAAACACAAGGAGGAUGUAUAUGAAAACCUGCACAGUAAGAGCAAGAAGGAGGAGAAAGUGAAGAAGCAGCGGUCAGCAGACAAGGAGAAGAGCAAAGGUUCCCUCAAGAGGAAGUGAGCUGGGCUCCAUCCUGAGGGGGCCAUGCCUCAGGCCUGAUCCCUGCAGAGGACUGAACCUACCCACAAAACCCAUGCCAGAACUUAGGACCCCUAUUCUAUUGUAAUUUAAAAGGCUGUGCCCCUACCUCCUUCUCUCCUCACUCUGUAUAUAGCCCAACAAGGCUCCAGGUAGAGCCAGGUCCUUCUAUUCUUGUAAAUAAAACCCCUGAAUCACUGUG